Messenger RNA from Girardinichthys multiradiatus, 3939 nucleotides. It is a transcript of the gene brd2b, whose product is annotated as bromodomain containing 2b. Gene Ontology annotation, biological process: regulation of DNA-templated transcription; chromatin remodeling. The coding region runs from base 115 to 2580 and encodes 821 amino acids. Lineage: Eukaryota; Metazoa; Chordata; Actinopteri; Cyprinodontiformes; Goodeidae. The transcript is spliced from 12 exons. Gene Ontology annotation, cellular component: nucleus; chromatin. The record is from RefSeq and is a predicted model, not a curated record.
GCAGCCAGUCGCCAUUUCAUUUCGAAGCUGCGUAGUGGUUAGGUCCAACAGCUUCGACCACAACGCUUAAAAAAGAAAAGAAAUUGAUGGUAAUAACAGUCCGCCCUAAGCCCAAUGGAAGCGGCAGUCAACCCACCUCAAGACAGCUCUCUGGUUGGGUUGUGCAGUGGCAUGUUGGACCAGCACUGCGGCUCGGGAAAACGUAUUCGUAAACCCUCCCUGCUGUACGAGGACUUUGAGAGCCCUUCCUUGCCACAUACAAUGACCCAAGCCACUCCUGCCCCACCGCAGCCCCCAGUGAAGGACCCCAUCCGGCCAGUCCGCAUGACGAACCAGCUGCAGUACCUCCAGAAAACCCUGAUUAAGUGUUUGUGGAGGCACCACUUUGCCUGGCCGUUCCAUGAGCCCGUGGAUGCGUACCGACUAAACCUGCCAGAUUAUUAUAAAAUCAUCAAACAGCCCAUGGACAUGGGGACAAUAAAAAAGCGUUUGGAAAAUAACUUUUACCAGAGUGCCGGAGAGUGCAUACAGGACUUCAACACAAUGUUUACCAACUGCUACAUUUACAACAAGCCUACAGAUGACAUAGUGCUGAUGGCCCAGUCCUUGGAGAAGCUCUUCCUCCAGAAGGUAGCUCAGAUGCCUCAAGAGGAAGUUGAGCUCCCUCCUCCAGCUCCUCGAAACAAGAACAGCAGAGGAAGAGGUCGCAAAUCUAACACGUCACGGGCUCAGCAGGUGCCAGCGGUGUCCCAGUCCGCCUACUCACCUUCUUCAUCUGAUACUGGUGAUUCCAUGCUGGCCAACUCUCCUCAGACUGUUCUAACCAAAAGUCUGCCUCCAGCUAACAUCAUGGGCCUGCCUCCUACUCAGCCUACAACUAAGAAAAAAGGUGUGAAACGUAAAGCAGAUACAACCACUCCCUCUACCUUGGGUUUUACUGUUGGCAUGUCCGGAUCAACGCACAUGGUGGGCUUGGGGAAAGGAGGACACGGGGGCCAAGUCCAUGACACCUCUAUGCACACUGUCUCAAUGGGAGGCAUGAGCCUUGAGACCCCACCUGGAAUGGGCCUGGUUAGAAGCUCUGGUGGUCCUGUGCUCCUACAGCCAAUGAUGGCUGGUACCGGGCGCAGGGUAGGCAGCGGACGUCCUAUCAAACCCCCUAAGAAGGACUUGCCUGAUUCUGUCCAGCCUCAGCUUUCCAAGAAAGGCAAACUGAGUCCACAGCUGAGAUACUGCAGUGGGCUGCUGAAAGAGAUGCUGUCAAAGAAACAUGCAGCGUACGCCUGGCCCUUCUACACCCCUGUUGAUGCUACUGCGCUGGGACUUCAUGAUUACCAUGAUAUAAUCAAAUGUCCCAUGGAUCUCAGCACCAUCAAGAGAAAGAUGGACUGCCGCGAGUACAGAGAUGCUCAACAGUUUGCCAGCGAUGUUCGACUGAUGUUCUCCAACUGCUACAAGUACAAUCCACCAGAUCAUGAUGUUGUGGCGAUGGCACGGAAGCUGCAGGAUGUUUUUGAGUUCCGUUUUGCCAAGAUGCCAGAUGAACCGCAUAUGGAACAUACAGCUAUGUCUGUAAUUGGACAUCCAACAUCGUCUUCGUCAUCUUCUUCGUCGUCCUCAUCCUCAUCUUCCUCCACCUCUGAGAGUGAGCCCAGCAGCGAGAGUGAAGAGAGUGAGAGCAGUCUGAGCUCAGACAGCGAGGAAGAGCGAGCACAUCGCUUGGCUGAGUUACAGGAUCAGGUGUGUACACAACUCCGGGCUGUGCACGAGCAGCUGGCUGCUCUGUCCCAAGGCCCCAUUGUCAAACCCAAGAAGAAGAAGGAGAAAAAGGAGAAGAAAGAGAAGAAGAAAAAGAAGAAGGUUGAAAAGCGUAGCCGAAUUGGCAGAAGCAGAGCCGGCUCAGAGGAAUGGAAGAUGCCAGGCAAGAUGCUAAAGAGCAAAUCUGCCAGAGCAGGUGUCUCACAAGUGAAGAGACCACAAGCAAAGAAGAGCAAUAAAAACAACAAAACCACAAAGAAACCUUUCUACCCACCGCUGGCUGCUUCCAUGCUUCCCCACUAUGACUCCGAGGAAGAGGAGGAGAUCGUUCCAAUGUCGUACGACGAGAAACGUCAGCUGAGCCUCGACAUCAACAAGUUACCAGGGGAGAAACUUGGUCGUGUAGUCCACAUCAUCCAGUCGAGGGAGCCUUCUCUAAGAGACACCAACCCGGAGGAGAUUGAGAUUGACUUUGAAACCCUGAAGCCGUCAACGCUCAAGGAGCUUGAGCGCUACGUCAUGACAUGUCUGAGGAAGAAGCCCCGUAAGCCUUACGGUGAGCAAGAAGUAAAGAAUAAAAGCUGUAUGUCUAAAGAGGAGCUGACUCUGGAGAAGAGGAGGGAGCUGGAGAGGAGGCUGCAGGAUGUCAGUGGACAGCUCAAUUCAGUCAAAAAGCCCACAAAACCUAAAGUGGAAAAGCCCAGUGCUGUGGAGACGCACGGCCAACCGUCGCGCCUCAGCGGCAGCAGCUCCAGCUCGGAUUCUUCCUCCUCCUCCUCUUCAUCUUCGUCAUCGGACACAAGUGAUUCGGAUUCGACAUGAGAUCCUAAAAGCCUACAACAAAAGAAGCACUGAUAACUCAGGGACCUGGGCUGGCCCAGGACACCGUACACCCUGAAACUUGUUUUUGACUGAGAAAUUAGCUGAAUUUGUUGUGAAUGUGGGACUAGAAUACGCUAAAUCCCAAACACAAAAUGCCUUGGUUUCUCCUUCCCCUGCUUUGUAAAUACUUGUACAAAUUUAUGUUUCUUUUAUAAAGAAGAUUUUUAAUAUCCCCAAAGAGGGAGGAGCUAUUUAAAAACAAAUGAUAUAAAAAACAGGCUUUACUCCAAAUCUAUUGGCUGGCACUUAAGUUUAUCCUUAAGAGUUGAAGGACUUAUUUUCUCCCACAACUUCUCAAACAAUCCUGAAGUUUGAACCAGCAAACCUUUAUUCACAAGCCUUAGUUUUCUCAAAUUGAGCAUUAGUUCCAGCUUGAUUUUAAGUUGACCUCUAAGACUCUGCGUUAAAAGUUGAAGGAAACUGAUGUUAACAGAGAUCUGAGCUUCCUUCUCAUGUUCCUAGUCCAACAGCAUUUUAGUGGUGAUUAAAAGCAACCAUAUGGUGCUUUUUAUAUUUAUGUAAAAAACCUGAAAUCGAUUUAAGUUAGUUUUUUUAAAGCACGACUUGUUCAUCUUUGUGUUGCGGUGACAUUUCUGCUGUAGUCAGUUUUCAAUCCUGUACAGUAGUGGGUUCAUAGUACUGUAUAGAAUAAGUUUGACAAACUGUAAAAACAACGUUUAGCAGUAAGUUGCACAUUGUUCAGAAUUUGCUGAUUUUUACUGGGAGUUCUAAAACCUCAUAAUUCUAGUUUUCAUUAAAAUAACACUAAAAACCUGUUUACAGUUGUUUUUUUCUGCAAAAGAAAUGGAAAAGCAUCAAAGCUCUGAGUCUCCUGAAUGUUGAAUAUUUAUUGAACACAUCUUUAACAGUGAAAUGUUUUUCAUGGACAUAUUUUGGUUGUACUGCACUUACUGGAACAAGUGUGGCUGCUAAAUAAAACCUAAAAUUGUAAGUUUCCCCUUUUAAAGACUGUGGAAUCCUAACACUACAAAUAGUUGAACCUGCUGUUGAAUGUUCACAAAAAGAAAUGCUUGUAUAAAAUAAUUUAACUGUAUUUGCUGUUUCACAAAGUAUUGUAUUUCUGCUUUCUCAACUUUUUUCCCCUUUUUACUUGUUAAUGUCAUUCCAGUAGUUGUUUACACUAAGACUGCUGACUCCGGUUAAGCUGAUUACUUCCUCAGAGGAAACCCUCUCAUUGGAGUGUAAAUUAUGGUGAGAUAAUCUCUUCUGUAGGACUAAUGUGAGUUUUGUGUCUCUGUUUGACAUUUCUAGUUUGUAUUAAAAACCCAUUGUGCUGGA